Molecule: messenger RNA, 1539 nt
Organism: Dentiscutata erythropus
Lineage: Eukaryota; Fungi; Glomeromycota; Glomeromycetes; Diversisporales; Gigasporaceae
Source: the annotation of a GenBank genome assembly
AUGGAUGACCCCGGGGAUAACUAUAAUGAUCCUGCAAAUAUAAAUGACUCUAACUACAGUGAACCUGCUAAUAUGGAUGACCCCAUAGAUAUCCAUAAAGUCAAUAACUAUAAUAUUAACUCUGCUUCAACAUCAUUUGUACUAGCAUCUGUCUCUGACUUGGAUACUGUCUCGAUUAACGGCUCAACUACUAAUAAAACUACUAAUAGAGCCAUCAGCCAAACUUAUAGUGAAACCUCUAGAAGUGAAACAUCUCACCUUCGGCGUCAUUUUGAUGCCUGUCUUAAGUACCAAAAGUUCUUAUAUUAUAAUAAUGGUUCGAAACCAAAUUCAUCUGAUGGUCAAACUCAAUUAAGAUUUAAUAUUCAAACAAAAAAAAGACUAUAUAUGAAAGAGUCAACUAGAAAAGAUAUCGCCAAUAUGGUAGUUUUGGAUGAUGCUGAUACAAUAAAGCAAGACAUUAUAAAAACUUACAAUAAAAGAAAAACAUUGAUUAAAGAAAUCCUUCAAAAUGCUGAAGGUAAAAUCUCUCUUACCUGUGAUGCUUGGACGUCCCUUCAGCAACUUGGAUAUCUGUCGUUACAAACCAUUACUCUUGACAAUGCCGCAUCAAAUGAUAUUGCAAUUCAUGAAUUAGCCGAUCUCAUUUCUCAAGACUCUUAUAUACAAAUCGAUAAGGAGCUUUUUCAUAACAGGUGCCUUGCCUAUAUCCUAAAUCUUAUCGUAAAAGAUGGUCUAAAAAAAAUCGCCAAAGCUAUUGGAAAGAUUCGUAGUUGCGUUAAAGCAAUACAUACAUCACCAAAAAGGCGUCAAAUGUUUUUAGACAUUUGUGAAUCUAAAUCUCUAAAACCUGUAGUUCCGCCAUUAGACUACAAUAUGCGAAUGAAAGACAGAGAUAAAACAUUUCCUGAUAUACCCGAUAAUGAGGAAUGGAAAAAUGCAGAGGCUAUUACCAAUAUAUUAAGACCCUUUUAUGAAUAUACUUUGAAAGUGUCAGCAAAUUUAUACCCAACUCUUAACAAUUCCCUUGCUUUAGUUUGGAAUAUUCGUACUCAUCUUAUGAGUAUGAAAUCUUAUUCAGAUAGCUUUAUUCGUGAUAUUAGUCAGCCCAUGAUUGAAAAGUUUAAUAAGUAUUGGGAAGAUAACAUUCUCUUACAUAUGAUCGCAUAUAUAUAUCUUCGUACGUAUUCCUCAACUGUUGAUCGUGAUAAUGAAGUUGCUAUUAACAUUCAAAAUGAUGUAUCAAUGUUUGAAAACCACAUUGAUGAUUUCUUCAAAUAUGCUGCAAAGCAGACUUGGAUAAGCAAAAAGGAUCCGCUUUGUGAAAAGCAUAAUAUAGAGAGAUUUCCUAAUCUAUCAGCAAUGGCACGGGAUUUUCUUGCAAUACCUGCUUCAAGCGUUGCAUCAGAACAAAUGUUUAGCUAUGCAGGUCGUAUUAUUGAUGAUAGUUAUACUUUAUUAAACUCAGAUACAAUAGCAGCAUUAAUGUGCCAAAGAAAUUGGUUAGAUAUAGCAGAUAAGUUUGGUUGGGAUUUAUAA